UAACGCAAUAAAUACUUACAAAUAAAAAAUUCGGAACGAAAUUCGUAAGAAUUAUCGUUGUGAAGUCAUCCAUUAUAUUUUUGUUAAUAUUAAAAAUGAACAAAGGUUGUUGGAAAUUUGACGAGGAAGAUAAAGAAAACUAAUACAAAUGAAAAUCUUUACUAGUAAAAUGUUAAGAUCAAAAAAUUUUUAUAUAUAUAUAUAUAUAAAUCAUACUUUAAACUAUAUAAGCUCCAACAUAAAUAGACAGAGUCGAGGAUGUAUUAACUUGCCAUUUACAGCAUUGUAUAUAGAUUGGGAAGAAGAUACGGAAGAUGAACAGUCAUCCAAAGUAUUUAGCUGUUGGGAUAGAAUACCUGAUAUACUUUUGGAAGAGAUAUUUUCGUAUUUAACUAUUCGUGAGCGAUACUAUGCUUCUCUUGUAUGUCGCUCUUGGUAUCAUGCAUUCAAAUUGCAGAAUGUAUGGUCUACAUUUACAUUAGAAGAUACAACUUUAACAAGAGGAAAAUUUAAUUAUUAUAGUGGUUGGCAAUAUGUUCUAGAUCAUAUCAGAACAUCAACUUGUCUUAAUAAAGUUGGAAAAAAUUUUAGAACUCUUGUCUUUGAACCUAUGUUAAAUUUUUAUAAUUUAUAUGAAUUUAUGAAUAUGAUAUCUUGGUAUACGGAAAGACAAGGAUCAGAUAAUACUUCUGUAGCAGGUGUAGGUAUUAAUAUUCGAAGGCUUAAGUUUACAUUUCCUUGUAAUAUGGCAAACAGAGAUGAUCCAGAUCGUAUUAGACUUUUUGGUACAGGAGGAAAGUUGCUCGAAGCUUUGAAGAGACUUAUGAGAAAUUUAAAGAAUUUAAAAUGUUUAGAAUUAAUCGAUUUAAUGCUCGAUAGUAAGGAAGCUUUACAUUUAAUGGAUGAUAUUUGUGAAAAUUGUACUCAGACUUUAUCAAAGUUAAUAUUAAUAAAUACUACUAGGUACUAUUGUCCAUUGUUGCAUGUAGGAGUAUUUCUUAAUUUGAAUGUUCUUGUUAUAAGUCCACAAAAUCUUCAUGAAGAUGUCAUUGAAUUACUUGGACAUACAAGAUUAAAACAUCUUCAUAUUGUACAAAAUCGAUAUAGUCCGAAGGAUACAACUGUUAGAUUGCCAAAAAGAGCAUCAUGGAUAAAAAUGAGAUCAAAUAACCCAUAUAUAAAAGUACAUUUUGAAAUAGAAAGUCGUAAAUCUACAGAUGUACUUUUACCGAUAGAUCUGUUAGAACACAGUGCUGUACCAUGUCAUAGUAUAGUCAUAGACAAUCCAAGUACACAGAUUUCACCAUCAUGGAUCAUUACACAUGGUUCUUUUUUCGAUUCAACAAUUCGAAUUUAUGCAUUCAAGGGAAUAACAAGAUAUUAUUUACAUAAAAAUUUUUCUAAAAGAUUGGACGAGGCAUUGGUACAAUUUUGCAAAAUGUGUCCCAAUCUACACACUCUGAUGAUUCGUGAUAAAAUAUCAACAUCAACGAUACUAGAAAUAGUUUCUACGGCAAAAUUCCUUCGUUGUUUGUACGUUCGACGUAAUGUGGUUUUAAAAAGAUGUGAUGGAGAUUGGUUAAAAGUAUCAUGUUGGACGCCUGAACAUUAUCAAUGGAUAAAAACGAAUAGUCGUAGUUAUGACGAUACAGAGAGAGAAGUAUCAAAAAUAUUAGGUUAUAGAUGGCAUAUGCUAUCUGAAAAAGAAUUUAAGAAACAAACAAUUAAUUUACAUAUUUAACUAAUAUCUAGAAUAUAAGAUUAUUUAUAUUCGUACAUUAUGUGCCUGAUAAAAAAUAUGUAGGAUCGAAGCGAUAAAGUAUAAGUAUUAAUAUUAUUCUAUCUGCAAUACCAAAAAAAAAUUCAAUUUUUCUUAUAAUCUAAAAUUUAUUUACAAAGUAAAUAAAUUAUAUUAAAAGAUUAUAUCAGUAUAAACUUUGUCUAAAUUUAAUAAAAUCAUAAUAAUAUAUGAUGAAAAAGUAAUGACACGAUUGCAACAUAGCAUUUAACAUGAUUAUAGGUUUUAGCAAUAUAAAUGUAUUAUACUGAUCUUCUUAUGCGGAAAUACUUAAUUACAAUACUAUAUUUGGCUGUAUUUUAUUGACUUUAUAAUUACCAUAAUUUUAUAAGUUGCAAUAUUAUUGAGAUUAAUAAAUUGACUGUGAUUAGAAAUUCGAUACAUGAAAGAAAAAUGUAUUAUACGCGGUAUAAAGAAAGGACUGUUGUAAAUAAAAAAGAAAUAUGAUAUAAUGUGUAAUAACAAUUUCAUGCAAUCUGA
Molecule: messenger RNA, 2278 nt
Organism: Vespa crabro (European hornet)
Lineage: Eukaryota; Metazoa; Arthropoda; Insecta; Hymenoptera; Vespidae
Exons: 6
Coding region: 149-1741 (530 amino acids)
Molecular function (GO): protein binding
Source: RefSeq, a predicted model, not a curated record